Molecule: messenger RNA, 2042 nt
Organism: Achroia grisella
Lineage: Eukaryota; Metazoa; Arthropoda; Insecta; Lepidoptera; Pyralidae
Exons: 2
Coding region: 353-1954 (533 amino acids)
Source: RefSeq, a predicted model, not a curated record
UUUAUGGCAUUUCAUUGUUAAGACGUGGAUUUAAUUAUUUAAAAAAUACAAACAAAUUACAAAUUGUAAAAUAAAGUGCAUAGGUUAGUUCAUGUUAGUUAUAUACGUAGUAAUUACCUACAUAUAAACAAAACUCAAUUUUGAAUGUUGUAGUAUACUUUUGCUAUACGUAAAAACACCAGUCAAUUAGUAUAUAAGUUGUACAUACAUGUGUGCUGUGAUUUAAUACCAAUUAUUGCAUACAAAUAUUAGGUGUAAUGAAAAAGGGAUCUGGGUGCAUAAAUAAUUCUUAAAUAUCGGAUUUCGGUUUUGUUUACAAUUGUGGAUUAAUAACAAUUUUGUAUAGGAACAUAUGAUGGUGGAGCAUGCUCCACAAGUCAAGCACGAUGAGCAGUUUCCUUUACUGAAGGUGGACAGCGGUGGCGGUGAUGGCACUAUAAACCAAGCACCAACUGUAGUCGCUCCAGGAUGGAAUGUCACUCGCUCCUCCAAACGAUCAUGGCUCGACCGCUGGCCCGAGUUCGUCUCGGCUUUGUGGAUGACUGGCAUUCUAUUAGGAAUAUCUUUGCUGGUGAUGUACGCUUUGAGUACAGGAUUGAUCCGAAAGCAGCCCAUCAUAAUACUUAACUGUAACGAUACCACGAAACCUACUAGCCAUGUAUACUAUCAUCACAUAGGUCAACUUGGAGGUUUCAUACCAUUUCUACAGUACUCAAGAUACUUAGCUGAUAUGGCAACUCAAUAUCCAUUUCUAAAUUUUCACGUAUUUUUUCUGUUAGACGAUUCAUUUCAAAGUGCUAUUUGUAGACGUUCUAAAAUUUUUAGUAAAAUAUACUAUCCGAGCACAGACAAUAUAGCUUACAACUUCGAUAAACCAAAUCUUAUUGCAUUGCGUGAUUUUCAAAAGAGCUAUAAAAAUGUGAAUAUUUCCGUACUGCCUUUGAGUAAGUAUAUGGCGAUGACACCCAUGAAGCAUAAAUGGAGGAAUAUACCUGUGCCAUACUUACCCUUCUAUGCAAGAGUUUUUUCCAUUUGGCAAAACGCAGGUAUCGCCAUUGAUUUAGCGACUUUUAAUUAUAAAUAUCAAAGGCGUCAAGGAAUCGAUCGAAGAAUUUCUACUAUUUUACAACAACACAAUGACGGUAUUAAUUCUAAAGAAUAUACAAAUUAUUUAAGCUAUAUAAAGAAAGAAGAGAAUGAACUUUUCUCAGUAUUUUCUGAUUUUAUUAGUCAAAUAUGGAAUGAUACCCAAGUGUUUUUUAAUUCAACACUUCCACUUAACCCAUUUAAUAUAGAAAAGAAGUCUGUUCAAAACACACCACAUGUACGUACAUAUAGAAAUAAACGAGACGUUAUGACCAAAAAUGACACUAGUAAUAAGACGGUCGCAGCAGUCGCAAACACAGGUGGUUUAAACAAUAGUCAUUCUCCAAUUGGUUAUAUUGGCAUAAUGAAUAAUAUCAAUAAAUUAAAUAAUAUGACAAAAAUACUGUACAGUACCAUGCCAAAAAUAUAUUUCAAUAAUACGACCGAACGAGUAAACUUUACCGGAAUGAAUGUCAAUUACGAACAAGGAGCAAAUAACUUUCACAAAAUGGCAAAAAAUAUUUCAAUAGUACCUCAAGUUGUUUUUAUGUAUGAUAUCUUAUUAGUUGCCGAUAGUAUUGGACCCACAUACAUGACUGAUGAGCAAGUGAAUAAAUCUAUUCGAUCUGAUCCUCAUAAUGAAGUUAAAAGUAAAGUAAUUAAUGAUGAUCAAUCUUAUAUUCUCUCUAUUGAUUCAGAAGGUACUUUUAUAGCAGCUACGUCCCGUCUCCAUCCAUUUUUAGGACAUUUACUUUCUGUUGCAUGUCAAAGAAUGCACCCUAAAUUUGCUAUUCAAAAUACAUUAAUAACGCAAUGUGCUGGUACAUUUAGAAAUGACGUGUAUUGCAAUAAUAUUUAUUUAUUGUAAUUCUUUAUAUAUUUGUAAAGUUUCUUAAAUAUAAGAUCUGUAAAUUAAUUGUUUCCGUAUUACGUAUUUUAGCAUAUUAUAAUACUUA